Molecule: messenger RNA, 246 nt
Organism: Lactuca virosa
Lineage: Eukaryota; Viridiplantae; Streptophyta; Magnoliopsida; Asterales; Asteraceae
Source: the annotation of a GenBank genome assembly
AUGAUUAUGGAGUUAAAAAUAAGCAAAAUCCCAAAUACCCACUACAAACCAUGUGACGGUUUCAAACGCACGUCGGAGGUUAUCUCCCUCAACAACCACAUUUUUCUCUUCCCGUACGAUGUUAUUAGCUGGUUUCGGAAGCGGUCCCAAACUCCCAAACACUUUUUUCAAACCCUUUUGACGCUCCGCCGCUUAAUUAUCUUCUUUAAUCAGGUUGUCUUUAAGAGGUCUUGUCAUUGGAGGUAG